UAGAGUCAGUUGGGUCUGAGACCGUACAGGAAACACCACGUGUCUCAGGUGCGUUGCGUCGGCCGAAACGCGCUCGCUUCGACAAAUACGGGAAAGAGAAAUUGCAGGCAGAAAAAUAUAGUAAAAAGGCGGAGCGGGAGAUUUGAAAACGCGGAAAAGUUCGAUCGAAGAAAUUCCAUUAGGAGAUUCAAGAUGGGAUUUAAGGUAAAGUGAACGUAAUCGGCCCGCUGUCAAUUAAAAUUAGACCUGAUACCGACACCGAAUUCUACACUCCAAUGUGCACAACGUAUUGAUCCGGUAACUUACAGGUUCGGAACGUGCAGCAAUUCGCAACAAGCUUCCGCGAUUUAUUGCGCAGAUUAUUAUCUCCGUAAACGAGCUCACAAUCAGUGAUGUUGUACGCCGCUUGAUCGUUACGAGCGAGAAAUAUUUGUUUAUCUUCGAGAUUGGUCAGAUAUAAGAUACAUCUAUCAGUGAAAUUGCUACGACCGCACGCGACCUUCCGGCAUAAGCAAAGCAGACGACGGGAUGGAAAAAAAUUGAAAAUAAAAAAGCAACGUAGAUUGGUGGGAGUCUUUGGAUGGUGAAAAGUUGACGAAAAAUGGUUUCGGAAUAUUCUCAAAGUCUGUGAUUGAUGCGCGGAUAAAGUUGCUAUUUUUUAAAAGACAAUUUAUUCGUCUACGUAAGUGAUUAAAUUUCUUGCAAACGCCGCUGUGAGUGAUCGAAAUACGAAACGAUGUGUGAUUAAGUUUGUGUCGUUUGAAGAUCAGGCGGUGACAGGAUAAAACUGACGAUUUGUUUUUCUCAUUUGCAUUCUCUCGUUAAAUAACUAUACGUUAUACCCCGGAGGUCCGUGAACGAAUUUGAAUAAUCGUAAAGAUGGAGUUCAACUUCAACGUCAACAAGCUCUUGCCGAAGAAAAUCAACAAGAUAUCGCAAAGGCUGAUGCUCGAGGAGUUUAGGGGUGAUCGUCACGAGUUUGCGGAAUGCCAGAGACAACUCACCAGGAUUCUAGACGACAUGGGCGAGGCCUCGGCGAAAGCUCAGGGUCUCAGCAAGACCAUCACCAGCGCCCAAAAGCUCAGGGAUACGGACCAUUUGGUCUACCUUCUCGUCGACAGCGAUGCCAAUCAGGGCAAAGGGUCCGUGGUUGGCCUUCUGAAGACCGGCUCGAAGAAUCUCUUCAUGUUCGACGAGACGGGGUUGCAUUAUCAGCUUCAGCCACGUUGCGUGCUCGAUUUUUACGUCCAUGAAUCCAGGCAGCGGACGGGCUGCGGUAAUCUUCUGUAUCAGCACAUGCUUGCUGAGGAAAAAAUCACUCCUUUAAAACUGGCCAUUGACAGACCUUCGGAAAAAUUUUUGGCUUUUCUUCGAAAGCAUUACGGUCUCACCAAGAUCAUUCCACAGAACAACAAAUUCGUUGUGUUUCACGGAUUCUUCGACGAUGAAGUUCAAGACACCAGGAUCAGCAGGUAUGGCUCAUCCCCUGGAAAAGGCUUCGACAGUCCUUCGCCCAACAACAACAGCAACGACUCCAGCGUAAAUGGAUCGGCUUCCAGGAGUUCCUAUGGAAGAUACGCCGCGGCUCGUCCAGCAUGUUCCAUGGGCAACAUCAUACACAAUACGGCUGUCUUGGGACAACCAGCUGAGCGAACAGGCAGCGUCUUCAUUCCCUCGUUUUCGACCCCGAAGCCGGAGCGACCGCGCUCCUUGUCCCUCUACUCUGAGGAGGAACAGAAACAGCGGACCACCGAAAUGUCAACGGUUCCAACACCGGCGAUACCGGAACACCAGCCAACCCCCUUCGUCCCGAUUUUACUCGAGGCGGAGCGGGCAGAGAGGGAAAGAAACGCCUCUGUAAAGACGUCGCCUUCGCCGUCUUGCUCCCAGGAGGUCGGAGGCAGCGAAGCGGCUCAUCUCGACUUGAAAUUCUAUCAUUCCCCUCUAUGGUAGAGAGACGCAGUGAUAUUCAGCUGACAACGAGACGUGUAACCGUAUUUAAAAAUUAAACCGUAUACCAAUUUCGGUGAAAAAGAAUAAUGAAAAUUACUCGCGACGUGAGUUGUCGAUACUGAAAAUUCAUUAUUCCGAUUGGGAAUUCGGCACAAGACUUCGAAUAUAAUUGUUUGUGUCAAAUAAAUUAUAGGCAUCGUAUUGUGGGCUAAUGAAUUUUAAACGUUGGCAUAAAAUCAAUAUGGCCGACGUUUACCACUCCACUUGCGGUUUUAUUUUUACUUUACAAUCAGUUCUAAGACUCGAUUAUCAUCGCACCAUGUUCAAUGUCAAAGAAAAUAACGGCAAGAAGAGUUUGGUUAUGGUUAGAUCAUCAAUGAGGGAUCUGAACAGGGAAAAUUCAGUUUUGAAAAUUCAAUUCUACGGGUACGUGUCAAUACUUAGUCCAAACGGAACGCAGAAAAAAUCCAGUGAAAUGAAAUCCGCGUUACGAAAAAUGUCUGGGGAAGUAAUAAAUUCUCAAGUUCUGAAUGGCAAUCUUAUAUCUUGAAUACAAAGAUGUAAACCGUGGUAUCAGUUGUACCUACACCAUGUACAACAGAUUUUACCCGAAGAACUGUAGGAUGUUGAUUAAAACCACGAGACGAGUCUGAAUUUAUCUUUCACCAAUCAGAUGCAGCUUAGCUUUCAUUGCUUUGUUUUUAGGGUGAAAUGUUGCUCAGAAUCAGUUGUAGAUAAGAAAUUGAUGCUUAGAGUUUUUAGCGCGAGCUUUAUAGCCCUCGAUAGAUGAACCUAUAUAGGUAUAGAUUCAUAAUAUUGGUAGAUCCACUGCAAUUAUUGGAGCUACACUAACACGCGACGUACGUAGACCAUAAUAUAGCACACCACCGUAUUGUUAAUGAGAUAGUGAAAUAGGUAUUAUCGUUCGAAUACAUAGCCUAAUACAUACCUUGAAGAAAAAAAUUAGGAACAAUAGAUAAGAUACUGCGAUUAGAACAAUGGUAAUUAUCAUCCCAAUCUGAUAUUCUCUGUAGAAAAA
Diprion similis is the source of this 2992-nucleotide messenger RNA. Its product is annotated as alpha-tubulin N-acetyltransferase 1-like. Lineage: Eukaryota; Metazoa; Arthropoda; Insecta; Hymenoptera; Diprionidae. Gene Ontology annotation, biological process: alpha-tubulin acetylation. Gene Ontology annotation, cellular component: microtubule. The record is from RefSeq and is a predicted model, not a curated record. The transcript is spliced from 8 exons. Gene Ontology annotation, molecular function: tubulin N-acetyltransferase activity. The coding region runs from base 880 to 1953 and encodes 357 amino acids.